Cylicostephanus goldi is the source of this 540-nucleotide messenger RNA. The record is from the annotation of a GenBank genome assembly. NCBI's taxonomy places the organism in Eukaryota, Metazoa, Nematoda, Chromadorea, Rhabditida, Strongylidae.
AUGGUGAUUUACGAGGAUCCUCAGUAUCCUGAAGGUUUCAUAUUUCCUGCAAGGCGGCUGGAACACGCCAAAGAGAUUCCUCGCACACUUCGUGACUAUAGUGACCGUCGUAAUGGUAACGAUUACCGGCCUCAAAUAGGAUUCACUCGUGAUGUUCCCGGACGGGCAAGUCUAGAUGAUUCUGCUCAUCGAUUCAUUCAACGUGAGGGAGGUUAUGGAGAUGACCGUGGUUACAGAGGACGAGGAAACUCGUACAAUGGUGGUGGAGGAUACAGAGGUGGUUAUAAUGAUCAAGGUGGCUAUGGAAAUCGUAAUGGAGUUUCUAGCUACAAUCAAAGUCCGAACUAUGGUGGUGGUGGUGGUGGUGGUGGUGGUGGAAGAGGCUAUGAUCGAGGAGGUUACAGUAGUAGCGACCGAGGUUAUCCAGCAAAUAGGAGGGGAUACCCUAAUACCGGCUACGACAAUCAAGGUGCGAGACCAUACGCGCUCAGAGGUCGCGGAGCUUACAAUGCACGCGGUAGUUAUCGAGAAUGGCGCUAG